Molecule: messenger RNA, 1023 nt
Organism: Trichosurus vulpecula (common brushtail)
Lineage: Eukaryota; Metazoa; Chordata; Mammalia; Diprotodontia; Phalangeridae
Gene: TMEM100
Product: transmembrane protein 100
Exons: 3
Coding region: 253-657 (134 amino acids)
Biological process (GO): cellular response to BMP stimulus
Source: RefSeq, a predicted model, not a curated record
GGAAAGGGCUCCAGAGUCCUGAAGCUGAAGCCCCCCUGGCCAAGACACAUUACCAGUGGGAUUUGGAGAGCUGCUGCUGCCUUCUUUUUCUCAAGUUGACAGAAGAGAUUCAGAGAGAUAAGACUUACUCUUUCUUCCCUAAGAGAUCACGCUGAGUUUGAUAUCAAUGGAUUUCCUUUUUCUGAGCAUAUGCCUUAACGAACACUUCCAGAAUUAGUCUAAAAAUUCACCAAGAAAUCCCUGCAAUACAACAUGCCUGAAGAGCACUUUAAAGAGAUUUUGGGAACACCAAAGGGUCCAGAGCCCGUAAGAAUGGAGAAGAGCAACAACAACGAGUGUGUGGUCACUGCAAUUCCCCUCGUCAGUGAGGUUCAGCUGACAGCUGCCACAGGGGGAGCCGAGCUCUCCUGUUACCGCUGCAUCAUCCCCUUUGCGGUGGUCGUUCUGAUCGCGGGAGUGGUGGUUACAGCUGUAGCCUACAGUUUCAAUUCUCAUGGAUCCAUCAUCUCCAUUUUGGGACUUAUCCUACUGUCGUCUGGACUUCUUUUGUUAGCUUCCAGCGCCUUAUGCUGGAAGGUAAGGCAGAAGAGCAAGAAAUCAAAAAGAAGAGAGAGUCAGACAGUUCUGGUGGUAAAUCAGAGGAACUUGUUUGCUUAAAAAAAUGAUCAAACAGAAAUCUGAGGCCUGAAAACCUGGCCAGACUUUGACAGAUACCUAUGACCAGUGUAUACAUACUCAUCUAUACUUCAUGCAACUGGAAUUUUCUAAAUGCCAAUUUAGAAAAUGCAAUUGGCCAACUUGGGAAGGGUUUGUUAGCAGUCAGGGAGAAGAUUGAGAGUGGAAGGAGCUCUCAUGACCUGUGUCUUCUUUGAUGACAUAUUUGAUGGCAAAGACUUUUUCUAAGACUGAUAAGUCAGCUUUUUCACCACAUUACGCUUGUAGGGAGUUAUGUGUGAGAUGAAGACUAUUAGUCAAUGCUUGGCUAAUAUUUUUAUUCUUGUUGUUUAGUCAUUUUCAGUCAUA